Molecule: messenger RNA, 1370 nt
Organism: Amaranthus tricolor (Joseph's coat)
Lineage: Eukaryota; Viridiplantae; Streptophyta; Magnoliopsida; Caryophyllales; Amaranthaceae
Exons: 5
Coding region: 219-1193 (324 amino acids)
Source: RefSeq, a predicted model, not a curated record
UUAUAAUUUUAUACACCAUUUUAAUACGAUUAUUAUAUUAUGUAAGUGGAAGGGAUAAGCCAUAGGCCAUGGCUCAAAAAUGGGUGGUCAAUAGCCCCAUCAUCAUCACCAUCACCAUCAUCAUCAUCAUCACCAUCAUCAUCUUACCCAUCCAUACCUUACCAUACCUAAUCAAAUGGGCCAACAACCAAUCAUUUGCCAAAUCCUGCUGAACAUCAAUGGCUAACCUCUUUACACUUACCCCUCCUACUGCGUCAUUCUACCGCCAAAUUAUACCCAUUUCAUACUCAAUUUCCCCAAUCCCAAAACUAUUGGGGAACCCCCAUUUUAGUGCUACUAUCAAAAAUACCCAUUCCUUCAAAGUAUAUUCAGCAAUGGCUGCUGAUACUAGUACUAUUACCAAAGUAAACGUUGUUCCAGCCAUUAUUGUUGGUGGUGGACGAGUUGGGAAAGCUUUACAAGACAUGGGUAAUGGUGAUGAUUUGUUGAUUAAGAGAGGGGAAACCAUUCCUGUUGAUUUUGCUGGACCCAUCUUGGUUUGUACCAGAAAUGAUGAUCUCGAGGCUGUUCUUCAAGCCACUCCUCAAUCCCGUUGGAGCGAUUUGGUAUUUUUCCAGAAUGGGAUGCUAGAACCUUGGUUUCAAAGUAAAGGCCUUGGUGAUGCUGACCAAGUUUUGGCAUAUUUUGCGGUGUCAAAGCUUGGAGAACCACCUAUUGAUGGUAAGACCGACACUAAUCCAGAAGGUCUGACUGCAGCAUUUGGCAAAUGGUCUUCUGCUGUAGCAAACAGAUUAAUUGCCGGAGGCCUUUCUUGUAAGGUACUUGAUAAGGAAGCAUUUCAGAAGCAAAUGUUUGAGAAACUUAUAUGGAUUGCAGCAUUUAUGCUAGUUGGGGCCCGUCAUCCUGGAGCCACAGUAGGUGUUGUAGAGAAGGAAUACCGAUCUGAGGUGUCAGACCUCAUUGCUGAACUUGCAUCAGCAGCUGCAGCAGAGGAGGGCUUUACUUUCGAAGAAGGAAUAGAAGAGAGAUUGUGUGCUUAUUCACGUGCUGUGGCGCACUUCCCCACUGCAGUUAAAGAGUUUAAAUGGAGAAAUGGCUGGUUCUACUCGCUCUCUGAGAAGGCGAUUUCUGAAGGCAAAGCAGAUCCGUGCCCACUUCACACAGCAUGGUUAAAAGAAUUAAAGAUAGUGUAAAGAAUGGCCUCGAUAUGCAAAUAAAAACUUCCCUAUAUUACUUAUUUGCUUAUAAAUCUAGUUCAGCACAUCAACAAUUGCAACCAAUUUCUAGCGGUUGAUUUACUACUUUAGACCGAUAUUUGUCGAAGACGUUUUUUCUUAUGAAUGUCUCGGAUUGGAAUUCCUGCUGGGCAA